This is a messenger RNA of Dioscorea cayenensis subsp. rotundata (Guinea yam), 1729 nucleotides long. Its product is annotated as p-coumarate 3-hydroxylase. The coding region runs from base 49 to 1590 and encodes 513 amino acids. The transcript is spliced from 3 exons. Gene Ontology annotation, molecular function: oxidoreductase activity, acting on paired donors, with incorporation or reduction of molecular oxygen; iron ion binding; monooxygenase activity. The record is from RefSeq and is a predicted model, not a curated record. Lineage: Eukaryota; Viridiplantae; Streptophyta; Magnoliopsida; Dioscoreales; Dioscoreaceae.
CCAUCUCUCCCACUCCAUCUUCUUCUCCAAUUCCCUCUCCAAAAUCAAAUGGAUACCACCAACCUUCCCCUAAUUCCACUAUCCAUAACCCUAAUCGCCAUCAUCACUGCUCUCUUAAUAUACCUCCGGCGCCGCCCAAGACUCCCACCGGGACCUCCUCCCCGUCCAGUGGUCGGAAACUUAUACGACAUAAAGCCGGUGAGAUUCCGCUGCUUCUCCGAAUGGGCUGGAACUUACGGUCCGAUCAUGUCUGUGUGGUUUGGGACGACGUUGAAUGUAGUGGUCUCGAGCUCGGAGCUGGCGAAGGAGGUUCUCAAAGACAACGACCAGCAGCUCGCCGAUCGACCACGGAGCCGAUCGGCGGCGAGGUUUAGCAGGGACGGGAAGGACUUGAUCUGGGCGGACUAUGGGCCGCACUAUGUGACGGUGAGGAAGGUGUGUAAUUUGGAGCUGUUUGCUCCGAAGAGGUUGGAGGCUCUCCGGCCGAUCAGGGAGGAUGAGGUCACCGCCAUGGUUGAGUCUAUCUUCAGAGAAUGCACUCUUCCUGAGAAACAAGGCAAAAGCUUAGUAGUAAAAGACCAUCUCGCUGGCGUGGCAUUUAACAACAUAACAAGACUGGCAUUCGGGAAGCGAUUCAUGAACUCAGCUGGAGUAAUGGACGAGCAAGGAGUUGAGUUCAAAGCCAUCGUCCAAAACGGGCUCAAGCUCGGUGCUUCACUGUCUCUGGGUGAGUACGUGCCAUGGCUCCGCUGGAUGUUCCCCUUGAACGAGGGCGCCAUAGCCAAGCACGGUGCUCGCCGUGACCGUCUAACCAAAACCAUCAUGGCCGAGCACACCCGCGCCCGCGCCCAGUCCGGCGCCAAGCAACACUUCGUCGACGCCUUGCUCACUCUCCAGUCCAAAUAUGAUCUCAGCGAAGACACCAUCAUUGGCCUUCUUUGGGACAUGAUCACAGCUGGAAUGGACACAACUGUAAUAACAGUAGAAUGGGCAAUGGCGGAACUGGUUAAGCACCCAAGAGUUCAACAAAAAGCUCAAGAAGAGCUUGAUCGUGUAGUAGGACGUGAUAGAAUCAUAACAGAAGCAGACUUCGCCAACCUGCCUUAUCUCAACUGCCUGGUUAAAGAAGCUCUCCGGCUGCACCCACCAACCCCUCUCAUGCUCCCUCACAAAGCCAACACCAACGUUAAGCUUGCCGGCUAUGACAUCCCCAAAGGUUCCAAUGUCCAUGUUAAUGUCUGGGCCAUUGCUCGUGACCCACAGGUCUGGAAAGAACCACUUGAGUUCCGGCCUGAGAGGUUUCAAGAAGAGGAUAUUGAUAUCAAGGGACAUGAUUUCAGAGUGUUGCCUUUUGGCGCAGGGCGCCGAGUGUGCCCUGGUGCGCAGCUUGGGAUCUACCUUGUUGAGUCAAUGCUUGGUCAUCUCUUGCACCAGUUUAAGUGGGACUUGCCGGAGGGGAUGAAGCCGGAGGAUGUGGACAUGACGGAGAACCCUGGAAUGGUGACCUUCAUGCAUACGCCAUUACAGGCCGUGGCCACGCCAAGGUUGGACUGUGUGGACUUGUAUAAGCGUGUGCCUGUGGAAAUGUGAUCGGUGUUCUUGGUCUCUUGUCUGCCUGGGCUGGGCUCUUUGUCUUGUUCUUCUGUUUUGGCCUUUUAUUUUAUUUUUCUCUCAACGUUGGUCCUUGUUUUUAAUUGUCAUAUAUAAGAAGAGAUGUUGUUUUACUUUA